GGAUCCCGUUUUAGGCUUCUCAGUUACGUUGACGAAUAGGAGGCGGUUGCGGGUGAACUGGUUUCUCCUCACCAUGACACUUAAAUUGAUUCCGAAUUGUUGAUUUUGUGGGACAUUACCAUUAUCUUUUAGUGCCAAAAUGAGAUCAUCAAUAUGGAUCGUGACAUUAGGAGUUUUCGCCAAUGUCAUGAUAUGUGCUCACAGUGCUCGCCAACAGGAGGACAUGGAAAAGUCCGUCUCCACGGACACGGUUAAAAAGCUGACGUCACUCCCUGGUAACGAAGACUGUGGUAUUAGUGGCAGCAAAACUGGUCGCAUUGUCGGUGGAGAGCCAGCGAAGCUCGGUGCUUGGCCCUGGAUCGGGGCUGUUGGAAAAAAGCAAGGUCGCAACAAAUAUUUCUGGUUCUGUGGCUCGUCUCUGAUUUCUGAUAGACACGUCAUAUCGGCCGCUCACUGCUUCCUUCCCAGGGGUGAAAAACCACUCACUGUGAAAGGGCUAAUUGUUAAAUUUGGAGCAAUUAACUUGUCCGACAAUGACAAGGACGGGUCCAAACCCGAUUACGUUCCUGUCGCGAAAAUUACAGCCCAUCCUUUGUUUAAGCCAGAGAGCAUUUCGGAGGGAUACGAUAUUGCAGUUUUAACACUAAAGAGGAAGGUACAAUUUUCAGAACUUGUCAGACCUGUAUGUCUGCCUCAUAAGAAUAUCUUCUUCACGAAUAAAGAUUUCGAAGGGUAUCAGCCGUUCGUUGCGGGCUGGGGAAAGCUUGAUGAAGAGGGAGAUACCGCAAAGAUUCUAAUGCAAGUUCAGCUUCCUCUACUGAGCACGGAAGAUUGCCUCGGUCUCCUGGAGGAAAAUUCUAAUGCAAUCAUGCACCCUGAUUCGGUGUGCGCGCUAGCGGAGGGUAAAGAUGCUUGCAGUGGUGACAGCGGUGGCCCGCUGAUGUUGCCAAUUGAGGAUCGAUAUUAUUUGUAUGGCGUGGUCUCUUACGGCGAUGGGUGUGCCAAACCAGACAGCCCUGGCGUUUACAAUAAAGUUCACACGCACUUGAAAUGGAUUUCCGACCAGUUGGAUGAACCAUUAAAUUUCUUAGUUCGUUUGCUGCUCGGAUGAGUGAAUGACUCUAACUUAAAGAGACGUUCAUGAUAAAGAAUAAAAUUCAAGACAAAUGUAAUUGGGCUGCACAACGGAACAUCUGUCAUUUCGGUUUCAUACGUGCAUGACGAAACAUUGAGAAGCACAAGGCUUAAUUGGAAAAUUAUAGACUGGGUCUUUUGAUCACUAAAAAAAUGUUUAUGAGGUUAACGAAACACCUCGGGUUUUUUAGUUCACGCUCGUGAAAUUUUAGCAAAGCAAUGUUAAAUUCUAGUCCGACUUCCAGGCAAUUUUUUUUUCAAAAUUUAUCUCACUUGAUGAUAAGACGCCAUUCUGUCAAUUAAAGCUUUCAAUUCGAAAAUUUAA
Molecule: messenger RNA, 1459 nt
Organism: Bemisia tabaci
Lineage: Eukaryota; Metazoa; Arthropoda; Insecta; Hemiptera; Aleyrodidae
Source: RefSeq, a predicted model, not a curated record